Prosopis cineraria is the source of this 1270-nucleotide messenger RNA. Its product is annotated as disease resistance protein Roq1-like. Lineage: Eukaryota; Viridiplantae; Streptophyta; Magnoliopsida; Fabales; Fabaceae. The transcript is spliced from 3 exons. Gene Ontology annotation, molecular function: ADP binding. Bases 508 to 1191 code for a protein of 227 amino acids. The record is from RefSeq and is a predicted model, not a curated record. Gene Ontology annotation, biological process: defense response; signal transduction.
UGGUCAAUGCAAGGUAUAUAUGAUAUUAAGAAUGGAAGCCAUCUGUCAGUGAAUAGAUCUGUUGCUAAUGGAGACAUUAAUUUCUGCAUCAGCUGCGUCUUGAAGAGACAGUAAGAACGGUUCAGUUUCCAAAGUCUUGCAAUGGCACAUGAUGCUGAUGGAUUUAGGCAUUCUUCAAGAAUUUCUGGUUCAACUCUGAGAUGGAAAUAUCACGUGUUUUUGAGUUUUCGAGGAGAAGAUACUCGUACAAGUUUUGCAGAUCAUUUAUAUGUUACUUUGCAACACAAGGACUUAUAACUUUUAGAGACGAGGAACAACUUGAAAAGGGAGGAGCAAUUAAAGAAAAUCUACUCCAAGCAAUUGAAGAAUCUUUUUCUGCAGUUAUUGUGCUCUCCCCGAAUUAUGCUUCUUUAUCAUGGUGCUUGGAUGAACUCCUAAAGAUUCUUGACUCUAAGAAAAAGUUGGAUCUUCAAGUAUUUCCAAUCUUUUACGGUGUAGAUCCGUCUGAUGUUCGAUGUCAAAAGGGAAGUUUUGCAGAAGCAUUCAAAAAGCAUGAAGAAACACGAGAAAAUGAAGGUGCAGAGAUGGAAGGAUGCAUUAGAAGAAGUUCCUAACUUAGCUCGUUGGAACUCUAAAAAUUGGCAUGAAACAGAACUCAUAAAAAGUGUUGCGGAGAAAGUGUGGACAAAAUUACAUAAUGAAUUGCCAAUUGACAAUGAUAUAUUAGUCGGGAUUGAAUCAAAGAUAGCAAAAUUGGAUUCAAUAAUCUCCAAUGGAUUGGAAGAAGUUCGAUUCAUAGGAAUAUGGGGUAUGGGAGCGUUAGGUAAAACCACUCCCACGAGAGUUGUUUAUGAGCAAAUACACAAAAGCUUUGAAGUUCAUUGCUUUCUUCUAGAUGUUAGAGAGGCAUCUGAAAAAGAUGGCUUGAUUUCCUUGCAAAGAAAACUUCUUUCUUAUUUAAAUUUAAGAAGUGAGGAAUUGGAUGAUUGUUAUGAUGGAAGGAAGUUGAUAAAAAACGUCUUAUGCAAUAGAAAAGUUCUGCUCGUCCUUGAUGAUGUGAGUAAUACAGAUCAACUUGAGAAUUUAGCAGGAAAGCAAGGAUGGUUCGGUCAAGGGAGUGGAAUUAUAAUAACAACUAGAGAUAGAGAUAUACAUUUUGUUAUCAUUGCAUGGUGUCUCUACUCAAUAUGAAAUCAAAACCUUAAGUGAUGAUGAAUGUCAUUUGGAGUUUUCUAGAAGUAUGAUUGAAUAUGCUAGAGGUCUUCCUUUA